Messenger RNA from Oryzias latipes (Japanese medaka), 834 nucleotides. RefSeq names its product charged multivesicular body protein 3 (gene chmp3). Gene Ontology annotation, biological process: vacuolar transport. NCBI's taxonomy places the organism in Eukaryota, Metazoa, Chordata, Actinopteri, Beloniformes, Adrianichthyidae. The record is from RefSeq and is a predicted model, not a curated record.
AAAAAAACAGAGCCUGCCUUUGCUGGUACCGGAAGUGGUGGAUGAGCUAGCUUUCUUAGCUAAAUAGUUCUAGUCGAUUAGGUUAGAUUGGCUUUUAUCUCGGUAGUUAAGAUGGGACUGUUCGGUAGAACACCAGAUAAACCACCAAAAGAUUUGGUCAAUGAAUGGUCUCAGAAAAUUAGGAAGGAAAUGAGAGUGAUUGACAGACAAAUCAGAGAUAUUCAAAGAGAAGAAGAAAAGGUGAAACGAUCCAUUAAAGAUGCUGCCAAAAAGGGCCAGAAAGAUGUCUGUGUGAUCCUUGCCAAAGAGAUGAUUCAGUCAAAGAGGGCUAUAUCAAAACUCUAUGCUUCUAAAGCUCAAAUGAAUUCCGUGCUUCUAAGCAUGAGGAAUCAGCUGUCUGUGGUGCGUGUAGCUGGUUCUCUGCAGAAGAGCACAGAGGUCAUGAAAGCCAUGCAGAGUCUAGUCAAGAUCCCUGAGAUCCAGGCCACCAUGAGAGAGCUAUCAAAGGAGAUGAUGAAGGCUGGCAUUAUUGAAGAAAUGCUGGAAGACACAUUUGAGAGUAUGGAAGAUGGGGAAGAAAUGGAGGAAGCAGCAGAGGAGGAAGUUGACAAGAUCCUCUUUGACCUCACAGCAGGAGCUCUUGGCAAAGCACCAAAUAAAGUCACAGAUGCCCUGCCAGAAUUGCAGCCUCAAGGAGCAGCUGCAGCAUCAGACGAAGAGUCGGAGGAGGACAUUGAAGCGAUGCAAUCCAGAUUGGCAGCUUUGAGGAGCUAAGGUGAACUGCAGCUCCAGUUUUUUCAGUUGGCUGUUGGAUAAAGACAAUUUUUUUUGCGA